Messenger RNA from Labeo rohita (rohu), 4111 nucleotides. It is a transcript of the gene sin3aa, whose product is annotated as SIN3 transcription regulator family member Aa. Bases 180 to 4109 code for a protein of 1309 amino acids. Gene Ontology annotation, cellular component: chromatin. Gene Ontology annotation, molecular function: transcription corepressor activity. The transcript is spliced from 20 exons. NCBI's taxonomy places the organism in Eukaryota, Metazoa, Chordata, Actinopteri, Cypriniformes, Cyprinidae. Gene Ontology annotation, biological process: negative regulation of transcription by RNA polymerase II. The record is from RefSeq and is a predicted model, not a curated record.
ACAGGAUUUUUUUUUUUGCGCUAGUUGAUUUUAAACUCAGUUUUAAUGUAUUUUAUCGCUGUUUUCGCUGAGUUUUAGUAUUUCGGUGAUAUUUUAAUAGCCGUAGUGAACUAUAAGCGCAGCUAGCAGACGCGGGUGAGUCUCAGAGGUCUUAGUUUCCGUCUGAGUAUGAGUACAGCAUGAGGAGGCGUUUAGAGGAUCAGGAGCCAGUGUUCACCCCACAACAGCGCCGGCUUCCCGGCAGCGCCGAGGGCUUUCAGCACAGGGUUCUUGCCCCAGCACCUGCCGUAUUCGAGGCUGUGGCUGACGGCAUGCAGCCUACUCCAGGAAUACAGUAUCCGGUUCCCCAAGCAUACCAGGUGUCCACAGUGGCCCAAAGCUCAAGUGGUCACGGUCACACUCCCAGUCCGGCGGCGGCAGCGGCAGCGGCCCACAGUGGUGCUCACCAUCAUGCUCCAGCACCUGUCCAGGCCCACGGUCCUGCACCGGUGCAGGGUCACAAUCACCCCCCCACCCCCUCUGUAUCCGCACAGGGGCAGCAGCAGUUUCAGAGACUCAAGGUGGAGGACGCCCUGUCUUACCUAGACCAGGUGAAGCUACAGUUUGGCAAUCAGCCACAGGUCUACAAUGAUUUCUUGGAUAUCAUGAAAGAGUUUAAAUCUCAGUGUAUUGACACACCGGGCGUAAUCAGCAGGGUGUCGCAACUCUUCAAGGGUCACCCUGAUCUCAUUAUGGGGUUUAACACAUUUCUUCCACCGGGAUACAAGAUUGAAGUCCAGACCAAUGACCUGGUUAAUGUGACUACACCCGGUCAGAUCCACCACAUCACACCUCACGGCAUCUCCGUGCAGAACAUCCCCACCAGACCACCGCCGCCGCCGCCACCCCCGCCACAGCUCCAGAACCAGAUCCCCGCGAACCCUCCCAACCUGGCGUCCACACCUCCCGCCCAACCCACACCGAAAAGCAAGGUAGUCACACUGAAAAAUUUCAAAACUUUUACAAGGUCCUGGUUUGGUCCGUAUUUUUUAUCAUCUCUCUCUACACAGCCGCUGCAGUCUCCGGCUUUGACUCCGAGCAGUCAUCCCAAUCCGUCCAUCCCUCCGUACGCGUCCCCGCGUUCGCCCCCGCUGCAGCCCCUCACCCCCAUCAACAGCAUGCCCACCGCCCCGCCGUUGCAGAACAACCAGCCCGUGGAGUUCAACCACGCCAUCAGCUACGUCAACAAGAUUAAGAACCGCUUCCAGGGCCAGCCCAACAUCUACAAAUCCUUCCUUGAGAUCCUGCACAAGUAUCAGAAAGAGCAGCGUAAUGCAAAAGAAGCAGGUGGGAGCUACACCCCGGCCCUGACUGAGCAGGAAGUUUAUGCUGAGGUGGCCCAACUCUUCAAAAACCAGGAAGAUCUGCUCUCCGAAUUCGGACAGUUCCUGCCAGAUGCCAACAGCUCUGUGCUGCUGAGCAAGACGACGGCAGAAAAGGCAGAAUCUGUGCGUAACGAUCACGGCGGAACGGCCAAGAAACCGCAGCUCAAUAACAAGCAGCGGCCCAAUCAGAACGGCUGCCAGAUACGCAAGCACUCGACUACAGCCGUCACCCCACCUGUGAAGAAAAAGCUCAAGUUAAUGAAUAUCAAAGAUUCGUCCGUGGCAGAGGCUGGCAAACAUGGUGGAGGAACAGAGUCUCUUUUCUUUGACAAAGUGCGGAAAGCUUUACGAAGUGCUGAAGCAUAUGACAACUUUCUCCGGUGCCUGAUCAUUUUUAACGAAGAGAUCAUUUCUCGUGCUGAGCUGGUUCAACUUGUGGUUCCAUUCCUGGGCAAAUUUCCUGAGCUGUUCACUUGGUUUAAAAACUUCCUUGGAUAUAAGGAGAUGUCACACCUGGAGACGUACCCAAAAGAGCGAGCCACUGAAGGAAUUGCCAUGGAAAUUGACUACGCUUCAUGUAAGCGUCUGGGCUCUAGUUAUCGAGCUUUACCCAAGAGCUACCAGCUUCCCAAAUGCACAGGAAGAACAUCACUCUGUAAAGAGGUGCUGAAUGAUACCUGGGUUUCCUUCCCCUCCUGGUCUGAGGACUCCACGUUUGUCAGCUCCAAGAAGACUCAGUAUGAAGAGCACAUGUACAGGUGUGAGGACGAACGAUUCGAGCUGGAUGUCGUCUUGGAAACCAACCUGGCCACCAUUCGUGUGCUGGAGGCGGUUCAGAAGAAGCUGUCUCGGAUGUCUGCGGAAGAGCAGGCCAAAUUCCGACUGGACAACACUCUGGGCGGCUGCUCGGAGAUCAUCCACAGGAAAGCCAUCCAGAGGAUAUAUGGAGACAAAGCUCUGGACAUCAUCGACGGGCUGAAGAAGAAUCCGGCAGUGUCUGUUCCCAUUGUACUUAAGAGGCUAAAGCUAAAGGAGGAGGAGUGGCGUGAAGCACAAAGGGGUUUUAACAAGAUCUGGAGAGAGCAGAAUGAGAAAUACUACCUAAAAUCUCUAGACCAUCAAGGCAUUAACUUCAAACAGAACGACACUAAGGUGCUGCGCUCGAAAACGCUCCUCAACGAGAUCGAGAGCAUCUUUGAUGAGCGGCAAGAACAGGCUUCGGAGGACAACAACCCGUCUCCUACCGGCCCUCACCUGACGCUGACCUACGAGGACCGGCAGAUUCUGGAGGACGCGGCGGCGCUAAUCAUCCAUCACGUGAAACGCCAGAGCAGUAUCAACAAAGAGGACAAAUACAAGAUUAAACAGAUCAUCUACCACUUCAUUCCCGACAUGCUGUUCUCCCAAAGAGGAGUGCUGUCGGACGCCGAGGAGGACGAUGAGGAGGAAGACAUGGACGUUGACGAGGGGGCAUCGAAGAAGCACAACGGGCUAACGGGAGGAGGUAGCGGCAGCCCGACAAAGUCCAAACUGCUGUUUAGCACGUCCACGGCCCAGCGUCUUCGCUCCUGCGAGGACGCGUACAAUCUGUUUUACGUCAAUAACAACUGGUACAUCUUCCUACGGCUGCAUCACACCCUGUGCUCACGUCUGCUGCGGCUCUUCGUGCAGGCCGAACGGCAGAUCGAAGAGGACCUGAGGGAGCGCGAGUGGGAGAGGGAGGAGCUCGGGCUCAAACGGGACAAAAACGACAACACUGCUGUCCAGCUGCGUUUGAAGGAGCCCAUGGAUGUCGAUGUGGAGGAUUAUUACUCUGCGUUUCUGGAGAUGGUGCGAAAUCUGCUGGAUGGGAAUAUGGAGGCGUCUCAGUACGAGGAUUCGCUACGAGAGAUGUUCACUAUUCAUGCCUACAUCGCCUUCACCAUGGACAAACUCAUCCAGAACAUAGUCAGACAGCUCCAGCACAUAGUGAGUGAGGAGAUCUGUGUUCAGGUCACUGAACUGUACCUGAGUGAGAGCAGCCACUCAGCCACAGGUGGAUCUCUGCUCACACAGAGCAGCAGGGCACCGGCGGAAAUGUCUUACCAGCGCAAAGCCGAGCAGCUCAUGUCCGACGAGAAUUGCUUUAAGUUGAUGUUCAUGAAGAACAGAGGAAACGUUCAGCUCACUGUAGAGCUGCUGGACACAGAGGAGGAGAACUCAGAUGGGCCAAUGGAGAUCGAGCGCUGGUCGGAUUACGUUGUGCGGUAUCUGUCGACUGAUUUCACGUCUCCAGAUCUGAGGGAUCAUCUGUCUCAAAAGCCUGUGUUUCUGCCAAGGAACCUGCGACGGAUCCGUAAGUGUCAGCGUGGCUGUGAGCCUCAGGAGAAGGAGGUGAAGGACGGAGGCAGAAAAGAGAAUGCAGACAGCAUGAAGAUGGAGUGCAUGUUCAAACUCAACUCUUAUAAGAUGGUGUAUGUCUUUAAAUCUGAAGAUUACAUGUACAGACGCACAGCACUGCUGAGAGCACACCAGUCUCACGAGCGAGUGAGCACACGUCUGCACCAGCGUUUUCACGCUUGGACUCAGCGCUGGGCGAAGGAGCACGUGACCAGAGAAAUGGCUGCCGAAACCAGCAGAUGGCUCAUGGGAGAAGGGCGGGAGGGACUGGUGCCUUGCUCCACCACCUGCGACCCCGAGACCCUUCACUUCCAGCGCAUUAACAAAUACAGAGUCCAAUACGGCAGCGGCCACAAGAGCCAGUGACA